This is a messenger RNA of Leptosomus discolor (cuckoo roller), 796 nucleotides long. Lineage: Eukaryota; Metazoa; Chordata; Aves; Leptosomiformes; Leptosomidae. The record is from RefSeq and is a predicted model, not a curated record.
UUACAGAAAGAUUUGGAAGAGGUUAAAGAAUUGCUUACGAAAGCCACGAGGAAGCGACUUCGUGAUGUCCUAAUGACAGAGAAACACAAACUAGAGCUAGAAAUCAAGAAUCAGCCCCCACCGAAGCCAAAAGAUGCAGGAGAGGAAGAGAAGUCGUCACUGGGGGGCUACACAGUGAAAAUAAACAAUUAUGGUUGGGAUCAGUCAGAUAAGUUUAUUAAGAUUUACAUCUCUUUAAAUGGAGUCCAGAAGCUUCCAGCUGAGAAUGUGCAGGUGAAUUUCACAGAGAGGUCGUUUGAUCUGCUAGUGAAGAAUCUGAAUGGGAAGAAUUACACCAUGACCUUCAACAACCUCCUGAAACCCAUCUCUGUGGAAGGCAGCUCUAAAAAGAUAAAGACAGACACGGUCCUUGUGAUGUGUAGGAAGAAGCGGGAGGAAAAAUGGGAAUGUCUCACUCAAGUGGAAAAAGAAAGCAAAGAGAAAGAGAAGGCUGCCUAUGACACCGCAGAUCCUAGUGAAGGGCUUAUGAACCUUCUAAAAAAGAUGUAUGCGGAAGGGGAUGAUGAAAUGAAGCGCACCAUCAACAAGGCCUGGGUUGAAAGCAGAGAAAAGCAAUCCAAAGGGGACAUACCAAUGGAUAUUUGAAAGUAUUCUUAGGGGCGCCUUAAUACUGAUCUUCCAUGUGAGACACGCUGUGCUGCAAAGAUCAUUGUUUACACAACCUUCUUCCAAGCAAAGACAGUCAUUUUCCAUUUCAGGUUGGAGAAAAUAUUUAAAUAAAAUAGCUUAUAAAGCA